AUGUCUGCCCCCAAGAUUCCCACCGAACAAUGGGCUCAGAUUGCCGAGAAGGUCGGUGGUCCUCUCCAAUACAAGAAGAUCCCAGUCCCAAAGCCCGGCCCUGCGGAUGUCCUGAUCAACAUCAAAUAUUCUGGCGUCUGCCACACCGACUUACAUGCGCUCAAUGGCGACUGGCCUCUCGAUGUCAAGCUGCCCCUUGUCGGAGGUCAUGAGGGUGCAGGCAUCGUUGUGGCGCGUGGCGAGCUGGUCACCGAUGACAUCGCCAAGAUUGGCGAAGCUGUCGGUGUCAAGUGGCUCAACGACUCCUGCUUGUCUUGCACAUUCUGUCAGCAAGCCGAUGAACCUCUCUGCCUGAAGGCCAAGCUGUCCGGCUACACCGUCGAUGGCUCGUUCCAACAAUUCUGCGUUGCUUCCGCAAGACACGUCUCCCAUAUUCCCGAGGGCGUGCCUCUCGAUGAGAUUGCCCCGGUCCUCUGCGCCGGUAUUACAGUCUACAAGGGGUUGAAGGAAUCAGGCGCAAGACCCGGCCAAACGGUAGCCAUCGUGGGUGCCGGUGGUGGGUUGGGUGCUCUCGCACAACAAUAUGCGAAGGCCAUGGGACUUCACACCAUUGCCAUCGAUACGGGCGACGACAAGAAGAAACUUUGCGAGGAGAUGGGAUCCAAGGUCUUCAUCGACUUUGCCAAGUCCAGCGACAUUAUCAAAGAUGUAAAGGCUGCCACCAAGGAUGGCCUAGGUCCGCACGCUGUCCUUCUCGUCGCCGUCAGCGAGAAGCCCUUCCAGCAAGCCGCCGAGUAUGUCCGCCCUCGGGGUACUGUGGUUGUCAUCGGUCUCCCAGCCAAAGCCUACAUCCGAGCACCAGUGUUUGAAUCAGUGGUGAAGAUGAUUCGGAUUCAGGCUUCGUAUGUCGGCAACCGACAAGACGGCGAGGAAGCGUUAGACUUCUUUGCUCGUGGAUUGAUCAAGGUGCCAUUCAAGACGGUGGAUUUGAAGGAUCUUCCGAAAGUUUUCGAUUUGAUGCACCAAGGACAGAUCGCUGGACGAUAUGUGCUGAAGAUACCAGACCCUGAGUAG
Capronia epimyces CBS 606.96 is the source of this 1074-nucleotide messenger RNA. RefSeq names its product alcohol dehydrogenase 1. The transcript has 2 exons. Bases 1 to 1074 code for a protein of 357 amino acids. NCBI's taxonomy places the organism in Eukaryota, Fungi, Ascomycota, Eurotiomycetes, Chaetothyriales, Herpotrichiellaceae. Gene Ontology annotation, molecular function: zinc ion binding; oxidoreductase activity. The record is from RefSeq and is a predicted model, not a curated record.